Molecule: messenger RNA, 5483 nt
Organism: Sorex fumeus (smoky shrew)
Lineage: Eukaryota; Metazoa; Chordata; Mammalia; Eulipotyphla; Soricidae
Gene: DZIP3
Product: DAZ interacting zinc finger protein 3
Exons: 33
Coding region: 317-3982 (1221 amino acids)
Biological process (GO): protein polyubiquitination
Cellular component (GO): cytoplasm
Molecular function (GO): RNA binding; ubiquitin protein ligase activity; polyubiquitin modification-dependent protein binding
Source: RefSeq, a predicted model, not a curated record
UGAGGAGCUCUGAGGAGAGAAUCUUGGGCUCUAAUCUCUUCUUGGACUAGCGGCCUGGGAGUGGCCUCCUGAAAUCUCUCUUAGGUCCACCCCUUCUCCCCGUGAAUGUUUGUUUCUCGAGGACUAAACUUAAAGGCCAUUGGUCAUCCGUGGCAAGUUAGGCAGACUCCUCGGAGUCGUUGUCAAACUUAACUCGAGAACGCGACUUUUGUGACGCGGGCCAGGUAUUGCUGCGGAGGGUGUUCUCGUUAGCAUCCAAUUUUCUGUAAACAGCAAUAAUAAAAGUCUGCAACUUUUUGCAAAAGAGCUGUGCUACAUGGAUUCUCUACCAGAAUUUUUUGUGAGUGAUCCUGAUUUGGAAGAUGAGACUAAGGAAGAAACUGAGUAUAACUUAGAGAAAUCAAUUGAUCAACUGGACAAAUCUGAAAAGGAUGCACUUACUGAACUUGUCCCUGUUAACCUACUGUUAGAAGUGAAAAAGUUACUUAAUGCUAUUAGUACUCUACCACAAGGUGUGGUUCCUCAUAUUGAGAAGUUCUUAGAAGAAGAUUUUUCCUUCCAGACUAUGCAGAGAGAACUUGCAGCUAGCAGCCAGAAUGAGGAAGAAAUUGUUCCUGUUUUGACUUUACACUUUCUGAUAACACAACUGGAAGUAGCACUUAGGAACAUUCAGGCUACUAAUUAUAGAGCACAUCAGAUUAAUAUUGGAUAUUAUUUGACAUUGCUAUUUUUGUAUGGAGUUGCACUCACCGAAAGAGGAAAGAAGGAGGAUUAUACAGAAGCUGAGAACAAAUUUCUGGUGAUGAAGAUGGUGAUCCAAGAAAAUGAAAUUUGUGAAAACUUUAUGUCUUUAGUUUAUUUUGGGCGUGGCUUGCUUCGAUGUGCUCAGAAGAGAUAUAAUGGUGGACUGCUAGAAUUUCAUAAAAGCCUACAGGAAAUUGGAGAUACAGACGAUCAGUGGUUUGACAUAGAUUCUACAGAAGAUGAAGAUUUACUUAACACAUUUAAAGAUCUUCUUCACAGUUUUAUUAAGACAACUGAAAGUAAUAUAAUGAAGCAAAGCAUUUGUAGUUAUCUAGAUUGUGAACGAUCUUGUGAAGCAGACAUUUUAAAGACCAACAAUUAUAAGGGUUUUUUUCAGUUAAUGUGCAGUAAAAGCUGCUGUGUUUAUUUCCAUAAAAUUUGUUGGAAAAAAUUCAAGAAUUUAAAAUUCCCAGGUGAAAAUGAUCAGAGUUUUAGUGGGAAGAAAUGUUUGAAGGAAGGAUGUACAGGUGACAUGGUAAGGAUGCUACAAUGUGAUGUACCUGGAAUUGUUAAAAUUUUGUUUGAAGUUGUGAGAAAGGAUGAAUAUAUAACCAUUGAAAAUUUAGGAGCAAGUUAUAAAAACUUGAUGUCUCUGAAAAUAACUGAUACUGAUAUAAGACCGAAGAUCAGUUUAAAAUUUAGUGCAAAAGAUGAAAUGCCUAUCUUCAAACUUGAUUAUAAUUAUUUUUAUCAUCUGCUUCAUAUAAUUAUUAUUUCUGGUACUGACACUGUCCGGCAAAUAUUUGAUGAGGCUAUACCACCCCCUCUUUUGAAAAGAGAGCUUCUUAUACACAAGAAUGUGCUGGAACCCUACUACAACCAUCUUUGGACUAAUCACCCUUUGGGUGGAGCAUGGCAUCUGCUUUAUCCCCCAAACAAGGAACUUCCACAGUCCAAACAGUUUGACUUAUACCUCUUGUUAGCUCUCAUAAAACAUUUGAAUGUAUUCCCUGCACCCAAAAAAGGCUGGAAUAUGGAACCACCAUCUUCUGAUCUCUCUAAGUCUGCAGACAUCCUGAGGCUGUGCAAAUACAGGGAUAUCCUCCUUAGUGAGAUUUUGAUGAAUGGUCUCACUGAGUCACAAUUCAAUUCAAUUUGGAAAAAAGUUUCAGAUAUUCUUCUGCGCCUUGGAAUGAAGCAAGAGGAUAUUGACAAAGUGAAGGAGAAUCCCAUUGAGAAUAUCUCCCUUGAUUACCAUCAGCUGUCCAUCUACCUUGGCAUACCAGUACCAGAAAUCAUCCAGAGGAUGUUAUCCUGCUAUCAACAAGGAAUUGCUCUACAGUCAAUAACAGGCAGUCAAUGCAUUGAAAUAGAAGAGUUGCAGAAUGAAGAAGAAGAACUAAGUCCACCACUUAUGGAGUACAAUAUAAAUGUGAAAUCAAACCCUGAAAUACUGUUAGCAGAAAUGAAUAGAGAUACGGCAUCGAUAUUCAGUGAAUCUUCAACAGAGUCUCUUAAAGAUCUUCAGGAAGUUAAGAGUAAGCCAAAGAAAAAGAAGACUAAGAAUAAAAAGUUCUGGAGACUGGGAAGUCCAUCAGGGUGCCAGCAGAUCCAGUGUCUGAAUAAGGAAUUAGCAGAAGAACUGGUCCCAAAUAUGAUAGAAAUUGAAGAGCAAUUGACAAGAGAGCAAGCAAAUCUAUACCAAGAUUAUAGACUUAUGAAUGACGAUGCAAGUGAUAUUCAAGAAGAUUCUGCAACUGAAGAAAAGUCCUAUAGUCUGGAUGAAUUGCAUAUUCUGGACAUGAUAGAGCAGGGCUCAACCAGCAAGUUAACAGAAUAUGGAGAAACUGAGAAAGAAAAACUUGCUCGACAAAGGCAACUUUAUAAAUUGCACUCCCAGUGUGAAGAUUUCAAAAGACAGUUGAAAGCAGUGACACUUAGGUGGCAAGAAAACCAAAUUCAGAUAAAAAAGAAAGACAAAAUCAUUGCAUCUCUUAACCAACAAGUGGCUUUUGGAAUCAAUAAGGUUUCCAAAUUGCAACGUCAGAGCCAUGCUAAAGAUAAUGAAAUCAAGAACCUUAAAGAGCAACUUUCUAUGAAAAGAUCUCAGUGGGAAAUGGAGAAGCAUAAUCUGGAAAGCACAAUUAAAACAUAUUUAAACAGAUUGAACACAGAAACGAGCAGAGCUAUAAAUGCUGAGGUUUAUUUCUUACAAUGUCGUAGAGAUUUUGGUUUGCUUCAUCUGGAGCAGACAGAAAAGGAAUGCCUCAAUCAACUUGCCAGAGUGACUCACAUGGCAGCAAGCAACCUAGAAUCACUUCAGUUAAAGGCUGCUGUGGACAGUUGGAAUGCCAUUGUGACAGAUGUUAGAAACAAGAUUGCAUUCCUUAGGACACAGUACAAUGAACAGAUCAACAAGGUGAAACAAGGGUUUCCUUUGAGUACCUUGCCUCCAAUCCAACUUCCUCCCCCACCACCCAGUCCUGAUAUACUGAUGCAGCAGUUCUUGGGAAGACCUGUUUUGAAACAGCCUUUCUUUAGACCCGUACUUACUGUUAAUCAGAUGCCUGCAAUUUGUCCUGGAAUCAUCUCUACCCCUGGCCAACCUCGAGCACCCAUGAUGACUGGUAUAGCCUGGACUGUGCCAGCACCUGUUGCAGAAGCUGUGCCUCCCAGUGCUGUUUUGGGAAGUGAUUCCACCUUGGUGAAUUGGGAAAGGAUUAUAGAUAGGCUGAAAACUACCUUUCCUCAGCAAAGCAGAAAAGAGCUUACAGAUUUGUUACGGAAAUUGAAGGAUUCUCAUGAGAAGUCCUUAUCUGGAAUGACAUUUGAUGAAAUUGUUUAUAAGAUUGCCCAAUUUAUUGAUCCCAAGAGAUCUCAGAGUAAGGGACAAUCAGUUCCAAAUGGUAAUUGUGUUUCACCCAGCCAUACUCCACCACAGUCUAAUGCUUCCCAGACCCCUAAAUCAUCCUGGAGAUCCCUCAGUUCACAAGAUUCUGACACGUGGGAAGAAGCCAAUAAUGUGGAGGAAGAUGAGGAUGAAGAGGAGCCUUGUGUAAUCUGUCAUGAGAACCUCUCUCCAGAAAACCUCUCAGUGUUGCCUUGUGCUCAUAAAUUCCAUUCUCAGUGUAUUAGACCUUGGUUGAUGCAGCAGGGGACAUGUCCAACUUGCAGACUCCACGUUUUGCUACCAGAAGAGUUUCCUGGUCAUGCCAGCCAGCAUUUGCCCAAGAUCUGAUACAUGGGGGUGAUUAUGCAGCAGUUGUUCAGUUUUCAUACUCCAGAAUUUAGUUUUGCCUUUUUUACUAUAAGCUCAUAGUGUGAAGAAUGUGUAGCUAUGUUUUUUUUCAGUAUUAUUCAAAAGACGCUUGAUAAUCUCAUCAAAGCUGUGGCCAAAGAAGACAGGACACAUCUUCAGGAUUUGUGAUGGAAUUUUAAAAGUUAUAACUCAGUAGGUUUUCUUUUCCAACAUCAAUAUGAUAACUUACUAUAUAUAUCAAUAUGUCUUUCUUAUUUCUCCUUAUUCCACUUUCUUUUCCUUUAGUUUUUCCCAGAUAUAUAUUUUAAUUUCUUGAAUUUUAAUGAAUGAGGAAGAAUUUACUUAAAAUUCAUUUCAAGUAGGAGUAUUUUAGAUUUUAGUGGUCUCUCUAGCUUUUAGCACCGCUUAUAAAAAUAUAAUUUCACAUUUUAUCUCUAUUCUGUCAUCUAAAAUAUGUACUCACUAGAGGGUACUAAAUGGUGGUGACUGUAUAAAAGUUGUUAGAAAUGGCUUAUUAGUAAAGUUUCAGGAAUAUUGUGAUCCAUUUGUCAAAGUGUUGGUGGGUUGAAAUCUGUCAAAGUGAGAAUAUUUCUAUGCCAUAAAUUAGUAUAUAUUUAAGUAAAAGAUUUUUCUUUCAAGAGCUGAACAUUUAUUAACAUACUGCUGGACCAUUUCUGAUCCUUUGUUUUCCCAACUUUUAUGGAUGCAGUAUAAACAUUCCCAGAAUCAGAAAUCAGAAACUAGUCAGAAAAGGACUUAUGGUACAAAUGAAGUUACAGAAUAGUUGGGAUUUUAUUUUGAUUUAUGAGUUUAUCCUUUGGAUUUCAAUCAUUUGUAGUUGGAGGGUUUUUUUCCCCUGCCUUAAAAUUUUCUUAUCUCAUAUUUUAAUUCUGAGAUGUAUUGAGGACUGUUCAUGUAUAAUUGACUUUUAUGACGAUGUUAUUAUACAUUGGGCUAAAUUUCAUAUCUCAAGUUUGUCACUUAGAAAUUUCACUCGAGGCAAAAAACUAUUUUGGAAAUAGUCUCAUGUAAAUGUUGUAAGUGUUGUACAUGUCUCUAGUAACAAAAUUAAGUACCUUGUAGACAAAUAAUGGUCCAUAUUCUUUUCAAAAAAUUAAUGAAAUUGAGACUGUGAAUAAAUGUUUCCUGCUUCAGCAACUAUUUUGUGUAUUUCAAUGUAAAUGUAUUUUGAAGUUAUUUUAAAUCUUUUUAAUACUGCCAUUUCUCUAAGUUAGUGCUAAAUGUCAUCUUCUAUAAUAAGAAUAAACUGGAAAUUUCCAAAAAUGAAGGAUGUCAUCUCAACUUGUAUAAAGACAGGUAUUACAGAAUUCAGAAUGUAGGGCCUUUAAUAAUUAUCAACCUCAAUGCCAUAGUCAUAUAGCAGAUUAUCUUAUGAGAUGACUGUUUCUAAGUUUUUGUUUACAAAAGCAGUUUCACUUUCAUGUGGAAAAGAAUAAAUGUUUAAUUAAAAAAUCUGUUU